AUGUUUCUUAUUAGGCAUAUAAAAAGUUGUAAUGGAUUUAAUUAUAACCAACCAACUAAUGUAGAACAAUUAUAUAUUGAACUUAAUUCUAAAGUACAAGAACCAGUUUUAUUAUCAAAUCUAAUUGGUGAUAGAACAAGAAUAUUAGAAGUGAAGUCCGAAUAUCCUCUAAACUAUAAUUAUAAUUUUAUUAUAAAUAAUGAUUAUGUUGGGGAAUCAAAGACAAUUUAUGGGUUUUCACUACCAGUUAGAAGAAUAUUUUCAAUGGAAGAUGUAUUUUGCAAUGGACAUAUUUCUUUGACACUUGGAACAGAUUUUGAUAAUAAUUUUAAUAAUUUAACAACAUAUUCAAACGUGGCAUAUCUUUCAUUAUAUGGUGACCCAACUAAAACCUAUCCAUUGGUCCCUAUUCAAGUUUUACCAAAUAGGGCUUUUUCAAAACUAUUGGAUUAUUUUUUACUCACCAAUGUAGGUCCAGUUUUUAAUAUUAAUGGCCAAUUUCCUUUAAAAAGAUUACCACCAAAUUUAAAAUCUUUUUCUUUUGAAAAUGGAAAAAUAGAGUUAUUACCAGACUUUAGUAUUUUUAGAAAUACUUCAAUUGUCAAUUCAUCAUUUAAAGGAAAUUCAAUUGUUGGGACCCUUCCAAAGUGGGAAGAGAAUGUAAAUAAAAUUGUAAAUCUAAAUUUAGAAGGUAAUAAUCUUAUGGGCUCAAUUGACAAAUCUUAUUGUUCUGUGCUUUUAAAUGUUAAAGAUAACCAACUUAAUGGAAGCUUACCAGACUGUUACGUAUGUAAUUUAAAAGAUCCAGCUUUUAUAUUAAAUUUUGAAGGCAAUAAUUUUAAUAAUAUUGAUGAUAGAACUGAUUGCAAAAUAAUACCAAAUCUCAAAAUCACCUAUGAACAAAUGAUAAAUAAACAAUUUUUAAAAAUUCCAAAAGUCAGGUUAUAUGGUUUAAAUAUUGGUUAUGAUCAAAACAAAAUUAUUUAUGAACCUAAUAUAUAUAACUUUGAAAUUAUAAAAGCCAAUUCAAUAAUGGAGGCAUAUUAUUCACCAGAAAGAUUGAUACACAAAAUUAAUUUUACAAUAAGCAAUCAAAUAUUUUGGGCAUCACCAGAUCCAUAUCCUCCUCAAAUUUUUAAUAUAACUAAAAUAGGGGAGCAAUUAACAAUUAGUGGUCAGUAUUUUUCAUAUGAUCCUUCUUUUGUAAGAAUAAUAGUUGGGGGAAUUAGUUGUAUUGUGGAAAAUACUCAAUUUUAUUUUAUCCAAUGUCAACUUUCAACAGUCCCUACACAAUUUAAAAAUCUCUCCAGCACUAUAAGAAUAGAUGAGCUAGAAACCAAAUUCAAUUACGAUUUAGAAGAUGAAAAUCUAUACUCACAAUGCGACCCAACCUUUUGCUCAUACCCAAAAGGACAAUGUAAUUACUAUUAUGGAAAUAUAGGUAAAUGUGAUUGUAAUUCUGAAUGGACAGGUCAAAUUUGCUCAACUCCAAACCAAUAUGUGUCAUCAGUAUUAUCAACUGACGAAAAUGGUGGCUUUGUUCAAAUGAAUGGUUGGUUUGGUGAUAUUCACGAAAAUAGCAAGGUAUUCAUUGGUGACAACGAAUGCUCGAGCCUUUUAAUAUCAACAUAUUCAUUAAAUUGUGUAAUUAAUGCAGGAAAGGGUUCACAUGAUAUAACUGUUGUUCAAAAUGGUAUUGAAUGGGUUGGUGCUAAAAUGUAUACUUAUAUUUCUAUUGAACAAUCAUGUUUAAAUAACUGCACAAGUGAAUCAAAUGGUAUUUGUAAUACAUCCACAGGUAAUUGUCUAUGCAAAUCAAACUGGAUGGGUAUCGAUUGUAGCACUCAAGUUCUAAAUCCAAACGAAGGAGGUCCAAAAUCAAAUAGUACUGUAAACCCAGAUGGCUCAACAACUGUAGUAAACGAAAAUACAUCUUAUAACAUUUAUAUUACAUCAUUAUUAGAACUAAAUAUUAACAGUGAACCAAUAAAAGAAUAUCCAUUAGAAACAAACUGGAUUGUAAAUAAUACAAAUGAUAAUGAAUACAACUCUACUGUAUCAUUUUCCCAAACUUUAAAAGAAAUUGAUUGUCAAGUAGUGUUAUUGGUUCAAGAAAUUAAAAAAGAAUCAAAUUAUUCUUUUGCAGGUAUCGAUUUUAAAUUAGAACCAGGAUCCAUCAAAGUAUCGGUAUCAAUUACCAACUAUCGAUAUCAAAGUCCACUAAACACAUUACAAUUACAAAUGAUAUCAAAUGUAUCGUCAAAUACAAUCGAUUGUAACACCAAAUCAACUGAAUCAACAACAUCAUUAUUUGAUAAUCAGUUAUUAAACUAUAUUACAAUCAGAAAAGAUAAUAAAGUACUCUAUGGUAGAUUUAUAAAUAGGGCAAUGUUGGAUGAACGUCCAAGAACAAUCACAACAUCGCUAAUAUCAAAUACCAACGAAUCAAUAACUAUUGGGAUUAAUAUACCACAUUGCAAUCAAUGUCAUAUCGAUCCAGACUUUUCAGUUCUAGUAUCACCAGACUUCAAAUCAAACUGUGAAAGCUCUUCUAAAAAAUCAUAUAUAAUACCCGUUGCUAUAGUAGCAAGUGUUGUUGGUGUUGCACUUAUUAUAGGUGGAACUUUUGCUGUAUAUAAAAGAAGAAUAGAACUUAAAUAUAUAAAAAAAGUAAUUAGAUUAAGUAAACUUAAUAAAUAA
Molecule: messenger RNA, 2700 nt
Organism: Dictyostelium purpureum
Lineage: Eukaryota; Evosea; Eumycetozoa; Dictyosteliales; Dictyosteliaceae
Exons: 4
Coding region: 1-2700 (899 amino acids)
Source: RefSeq, a predicted model, not a curated record